AUGGUUUCUGGAAUUCAUGGAUAUUUAAGUGUUGUGAUCUGCUUCUUUGGUGUGCUGACAAACAUCUUCAACAUAACCGUUCUGAUGGCGAAAGACAUGCGAACUGCUACAAACUAUCUCCUAACGUUCAUUGCGGUAUCGGACAUCCUGACGAUGCUUCCUUAUAUACCGUAUGUGAUUAACUUCUACUGCCCGUUCACACAUCCGGAGGAGACGCCAUGGAAGUACACAUACGGAUGGGUGCUCUAUAUGGUGAUUAUGGUCCACCUUUUGGCCACGACACAUACAAUCUCCAUCUGGCUGGCUGUAACCCUUGCAGCUUUCCGGUUCUGCCAAAUCCGCUCACCGUGCCCUAGCGGGCCUCUAGCUAAAGAUCGAAGGAUUACCCAGGUAAAGAUUGCUUCCUUGGUGAUUUACCUAGCUUCAAUCCUUGUGCUCAUCCCAAACUAUGCUUACACUGAAAUUGAGCAAGCCUGGGUACCCGAAUCUAACUCUACCGUGUACACGAUAAAAGAGCAGGAAUUAGCCACGCCACGGACAGAAUACGCAGUGUUUAUAAACAUUUUAACCUACGCCAUUGUAGCCAAAAUCGUUCCCUGUGUUCUCAUCUUAAUCUUCAGCGGCUCGUUGCUCUACCACAUGGGGAUCAAGGCCGCACGCAGACGACAGCGUCUCUGCGCUAACCGGCAACAGGCCAACACUACACGGAUGCUUCUCGUCGUUCUCAUUCUCUUCAUCCUAACCGAGCUUCCCCAAGGGAUCGUGAUGCUCUUAAGUGCCACGGUUCCCGAUUUUAGCAACAAUGUCCACUUUCCCUUGGGGGACCUGAUUGACUUUAUAUCCUUACUCAACAACGCCAUCAACUUUAUCCUGUACUGUCUCAUGAGUCAGCAGUUUCGCAAAAAGUUCUUCAACAUCUACAUCAAACCGGUGUGUGAUAGAAGAGGUCAUGUUGCCACCUCCAAUUCUGAACUGCUGAUCCUCAGGGAGCAGGUGCCCCGAACCAUGACGAUGACCACUCAUGACGAUAAUGUCCGAGUUUGA
Molecule: messenger RNA, 1044 nt
Organism: Candidula unifasciata
Lineage: Eukaryota; Metazoa; Mollusca; Gastropoda; Stylommatophora; Geomitridae
Source: the annotation of a GenBank genome assembly